AACUUACUUUAGUUGGCUUUAUUUUACUGUGUGUGACGAGGAAAGUUACUUUAAUAAUGCAGACAGUUUUUACUGUGAUUUUAAAAUUAAGUGAGUAGUUCUGUGACUCCGUAUUCUGCCUCCUACCGGAUGCUGGGCUGUAGUAGAGAUUUGCCACGUUGCUGCAGACAGCAGCCUUAAAGCGUCUGUAUGGGAGGAUGUAGUUUCUUCACUCACACGGCGGUGAACAACGUGAACAAACCGGUGUGUCGAGCUUUCUCUCCGGAGGCUCUAAAAUGUUAACAGACAUCAUUCUGGAGGAAGAGUUUGGGAAGAAUGGACAGAACUGGUUCGACCAGCAGGACCUGGAACACGAUCUCCAUCUGGCAGCAGAGUUGGGGAAAACCCUCCUCGACCGGAACCAUGACCUGGAGCAGGCCCUGCAGCAGAUGUACUCCACCAACGAGGACCAGCUGCAGGAGAUAGAGUAUUUGACCAAACAGGUGGAGCUGCUGCGUCAGAUGAACGACCAGCACGCCAAAGUGUACGAGCAGCUGGACGUGGCCGCCAGGGAUCUGGAGCAAGGCAACCGGAGGCUCGUGCAGGACAACCGGCUGGCCCAGCAGAAGAUCCACAGCCUGACAGAAACCAUCGAUGGCCUUCAGACCCACAUGGAGGAUCUGCAGGUCCAGGUGGAGGAGCUGAAGACCGCCCAGGCAGAGCGAAACAAGUGGGAGCUGGCCGAGCGAGCCCAGAGCGUUUCCUGCCUCAAAGAGCUGUACGACCUGCACCAGGACAGGUAUUCAGCCCAUGAUAGUCAUCGUCUCGACGGACUCUUGUCGCCUCGGAGCUCCUUCUACGACAGAGACAGAAUCCCAGACCCAGAGGAGGAGAACCAGGCCCUGCAGCGCUCAGUCCAGACUCUCCAGAACCAGGUCGCUGCUGAGCGGAGCCGCAGGGAGGUGGCCGAGCAGGAGACGGAGCUGACAGCCAGGGAGAACCAGAGUCUGGAGCAGCGCCUGGCCCUGCUGGCGGGCUGCCGGGCCCGACAGAAGGAGCUGGAGGCCGAGGUGGAGCAGCUGAGGGUUCUGUGGCGCGCUGACUGUGCUAACAGCAUCAGAAGACCAGAGCAGCUCCUGGUGCCGGACACAGUGUUCUUCAGCUCAGAGGAAAGGUCCGGUCCAGAGCAGAGUGAGGCGGAGGAGAAGGUGGAGAAGGUGGAGGAUCAGAGCAGGUACAGCCGGCAGAGGUGCAACAGCGACAGCGUGCUGAAGGCGACAAACGCAGAUGAAAUCCGCCGUGGACACGAGCAGCUGUGCAUCAGGCGAGCAGAGGCGGUGAAGCAGAGGGGCGUCUCUCUGCUCAACGAGGUGGACGCACAGUACAGCGCCCUGCAGGUGAAAUACGACGAGCUGCUGCAGCGGUGCCAGCAGGCGGCAGACGGACUCAGCCAUAAAGCCGUCCAGACCUCCAGCAGUCCCUUCGUGAGCAGCAGGACCCGCCGCCGACUGUCGGGCUCGGCGGCUCUGUCUGAUCUGACAGCAGUUUUGGAGGACGGCCAGCAGCCCGAAUACAAGACUCUCUUCAAGGAGAUCUUCACCUGCAUCCAAAGGACCCAAGAGGACCUGAGCGAGAACAGACGUCCAGUCAGGGACAGUGAAUGCCAGACUUCUGCCACAUGAUUGUUGUUCAUCAUCCAGGACUCAUUAGACCAGGGGUCGGCAACCUUUAACACUCAAAGAGCCAUUUCGACCCGUUUCCCACAGAAAACACUGGGAGCCGCAAAAUCCUUUUGGCAUUUAAAAUGAAGACAACACUGCAUAUAUCGCUUUUUUACCUCUAUGCCCUUGUUAAUCAGUCGUGAUUAAUUAAUUACAAAGUCUCUAAUUAGAUAGAUUCAUUUUUUAAAAUUGUGUCCUUCUACUAAUAUUUAUCUUACUUGGUUAAUGUCAUUUUUGCUCCUGGACCUCACACGUUACGUAAUGUUAGCUGAAAAUCAAUAUUUUGCGAAUAUCUAUUUAACUUGUAAAAUCUAUUUAUCUUAAGCUAAUAACUUUUCUCCGGUAAGUCGCUGUCCUAUUUUCCAAGACGACAUUCCUCUGACUCUCUGACCUGCUGCCGUGUUCUUGCGAGUAACGUGUAUUACCCUAUCAUGAGUACUUUUAACUCAAAGACAAGACGUGUCUUUCUUGGAGUGGAGCUUUAAUAUACAGGCUUGUCAUUCUUGAGUACAAAACGAAGUGAAACUACAGGUGUUGCUUCUCCAGGAGUAAAACAAAACAAAAAAAGGCAUGAAACGUGUGGGAAUCGGAAGCUCCGUGUUGUCUCUCUGCAUCAGCUUUGCGCUCUCACGUCACAGGCACAGCACAUCCGGUGGAGUGACACGUCAAAGUAAGAGCGGUAAUUUCACAAUAAAACUCUAUAUUAAAAUGCAUUGAAACGCGCCUGAAAGGCAGAACACUUUAUUUUCCAAAGUUACAGGGAGCCGCAACAGAGGGCCGAAAGAGCCGCAUGCGGCUCCGGAGCCGCGGGUUGCCGACCCCUGCAUUAGACCAAGGGUGUCAGACUCAUUUUAGAUUCACAUAAAGCCCAGUUUGAUCUCAAAUGGGUUGGACCAGUAAAAUACUAACCCUAUACAUAACCACAACUCCAAAUAUUUUCCUUUGUUUUAGGGCAAAAAAGUACAUUCUGAAAAUGUUAACAGUUUAGGAACUGUAUUCAUACAAAACAUUAUGAACUAGAAAAGCACUCGGAGAGCGCAUACCUCCGCCAUGCCGUUUGUCUGUGUGUGUGUGUCUGUUUGUCUGUUAACAGCAUAACUCAAAAAGUCAUGGACGGAUUUUCACCAAAUUUUUUUCUCUGUCCAAUUGAGAGAUGGCCUGGUGGCCAUCUCUCAAUUGUCCUUCGACCUUCAAAAAAUUCCUGGAUCCAGACAGUGAUUCGGAUCACCUCCAAAAUCUAAUCGAUUCUUACUCUUGCUCUUCUGGACAUCCUGUAAAAAAUUUGGUGAAAAUCCGUCCAUGACUUUUUGAGUUAUGCUGUUAACAGACAAACAGACACACACACACACACACACACACACACACACACACACACACACACACAGACAAACAAACUCCGGUGAUUACAUAACCUCCUGGUGGAGGUAACAACCUGAAGUUUCUUUAGAAAAAUAAGUUCAGUUUUAACAAUAUUAUACCUCAGUUUGUCAUUGGCACAUUACAGCUUACAGUUUAUCUACAAGAGCACAAAACAUUCCGUCACAGGCAUCUGGAGCUGAACAAUCUAGUAUUUUACUUUAUGAUGAAAACAACUUGUCAAGUCGAGAUUUUACAAGGUUUAUAGAGUUUUACAAAUUCACAGUAGAUGUCGUCUCUGUAGUGUCUGUAAAAGUGCAAAAGUGUCUAUAUGUUUGACACCCCUGCUUUAGAGUCUGAGAGGUCUGAUGGUUGUUUUGCUAUAAAACUGCUCAGAGGACGGAGAUGCUCUUAGAACAUUUGUCCGUCUGAGACACGCUGCGUUUGCUUUUGUCAGUCUGCACUGUUUCUUUAUUCCGUCCUUGUUGUGCUACUACUUGUUUGAAUCUUAGAUAAAAAACUAAACUUGACAAAGGAGUAUUAUACUUGGAAAUAUUUAGACUGAAAUUAAAAUGUUUUAUCAGGUCUUAAGUAAAAAAAAACCCACACUUUGGCAGCUUGACUUCUAAAUCCAAGUAUUACGUCCUGCCGCAGUAUUUAGUGUUUAUGUGAAGUUAACUGUGGUUAUUUGGAGGCACGUAGAGCUCUGAUGGUACAGCGGUUGUAAACUGGUUGUGUAAUCAGGAAUGUUGUAAGAGGAUGAAAAACUGAAGCGGUGUAAUCAGUAAAGGCUCAGGAGUUUGUGAUAAUUAGCUGAACAGUUGGUGUAGGCUGGUUUGUGUACGUUUGCUCAGCAGAUGAGGGUCAUUAACAGUGAAAUACAAGAAAAGUAGUCAGAGAGCAGUACUCCGCCAAGGCUGCUCAGUCGUGUAGUUUCUGACGAAUUCAGCUUUAAAAGAUUCAUCGUCUCGAUUUGUAGUAGGAUCACAAUCAUGUGAUUGUCAGCAGGCAGCGGAUGUAGUGUUCACUUGUUGUCAUGGUUACAGUGAUGUUGUGCCGCUAUCUGGUAAUGGCACAGAAAUCUUUAACAAAUCCGUAGAUUCAGACUAUAAGCUGCAUCACUGCCAGAAUCUAAUUACUUGGUCCUUGUGUCAUUUCUGACCUUCCCUGAAUAUUUCUUUCAAAUCCAUUAUUCCUUUUUCAGUAAUGUUGCUAACAGACAGACAGACAGACCAACGCCGAUCCUCGCAUAACUAAACAAAUGAUCAAAAUGAUGAGAAAUUUGUCCCAAAAUGACUCAAAAUCUGUCCAAAGUGACAGAAAAUGUCCAAAAUGAAUCAAAAUUGGUGGAAAAGGACUCAAAGUUGGUCAGAAAUUACUCAAAAUGUAUUAAAAAUGACCAAAAUUAAAGAUUUGUCCCAAAAUAACUUGAAACUUGUCCCGUGACAAAAAACAUCCAAAAUAAGUCAAAAAAAUUGUGGAAAAUGACUCAAAACAUUUCAGAAAUGGCUCAAAAUUUACUAAAAAUAGAAAUUAAAAGUCUUUAACUUAUCUGUGGAUCCAGACUAAAAGCCGCAUCACUGCCAAAAUCUAAUCACUUGGUCCUUGUGUCAUUUCUGACCUUUCCUGAAAAUUUCAUCUAAAUCCGUUUGUCUGUUUUUGAGUAAUGUUGCAAACAGACAAACAGACAGACAGACGCUAAUUGUCGCUGCGUUCCUUGGCGGAGUAAUGACUGGACACUGGAAAAUUGCUGCUUUAACAGCCUCUGCUUCAUGUUUUCUGCACUUUUUUUAUGACGAAAUCACAUUUUAUUUAUUAACAGAUAUUUAGAGAUGAUUAAAUGUGUAUUUAUUUUUUUAGAGCAGAUUGAUUAGUUGACUGGAAGUAAAGCUAAACGUACACUGGUGUGUUUGUUCUGUGGUUGUGUAUUUUAUUUCUGACAGAGUAAGUGGAAAACACAAAAGACAUUCUCAGUAAGCAGUUUCCUUUACCGUCAGUUGUUGUAAUAUUUCUCCUGAUUUGGACAUCCUCUGCUAUAUUUCUGUGAUAUGGAACAGAAAUUGGAUUAAUCUUUAAAACCGAUAUGAGUCAUACUGUAUGCAGAGAAAAUGAGAAAUGUUCAGCGAUUAUCGCCUGAACUCCAAACAGUGUUUUACUGUCGCUUCCUGGUGCUGGUGAGACAGAAAAUACUGGUUUAAUAAAUUGAGAGACUUAGCAGUAUUCUGUCUUGUGCUGCUGCAGAAGCUGUUUUACUGGAAACCGACUAGUAAAAGCAUUAAAUCAGGAGUUUUUUCUACCCAACCUGGCAUGAGAUGUUGCAUAUUUUAGAGGAGUUUCAGCUUGUUCUCUGUUUAAAUGCAUACUUGUAAAAUAUCAGUUGACAGUGCUUAUCUGUAUCCUGCAGCGUUUUGUAGAUAAAACCAAAUAAAAACUGCAGUCAAGCAUA
Messenger RNA from Acanthochromis polyacanthus (spiny chromis), 5502 nucleotides. RefSeq names its product cerebellar degeneration-related protein 2a (gene cdr2a). Bases 276 to 1661 code for a protein of 461 amino acids. The transcript is spliced from 7 exons. NCBI's taxonomy places the organism in Eukaryota, Metazoa, Chordata, Actinopteri, Pomacentridae. The record is from RefSeq and is a predicted model, not a curated record.